Messenger RNA from Carya illinoinensis, 988 nucleotides. Its product is annotated as putative pentatricopeptide repeat-containing protein At1g12700, mitochondrial. NCBI's taxonomy places the organism in Eukaryota, Viridiplantae, Streptophyta, Magnoliopsida, Fagales, Juglandaceae. The record is from RefSeq and is a predicted model, not a curated record. The transcript is spliced from 2 exons. Gene Ontology annotation, molecular function: protein binding. Bases 374 to 787 code for a protein of 137 amino acids.
AAAAUUUCAUUUAUCGCACUCGGGAUGAACUUAGAACUUCCGGCCGUCGCUGCCAUCUUCCCACGCUCUGUCUAAGAUAUCUCAUUUCUGCUUUGGCUUGUCAUUUUCCUACGUACCAUAUUCUGAUUUCUUAUUUCUGGUUUCUAUGGUGAAUUUGAAGAGAGUUAUAUGAUUGUAUGGUGAAUUAGGGAAAAUAUCUCUGUUGAAGAAGUUCUUGAUUUUGGAACAUAACGCAAUAUAUUCUGGUUGCCAAACUCAAAGAUUGUGAAAAUGGGUGGGAGAGCCGGAGACGAUGAAGAUGAGUAAUAGUGCUUCUGCCUCUGCUUAUCUCACAUGUUCUGGCUUGUGCUUUUCGUUCUCCUGGAAAUACUGAAUGGCUACCAACUCUUCCACCAGAGUUCGAGACUAUGGGGAAAGCCCUAAUCAGUUGUUGAAAUUUGUACGAGAUCAAUGCAAAACUGGGACCUUCAAGAAUCUUGACGGUGCCUUGGGCUUAUUUGAUCGAAUGGUCCGCAAGCACCCUUUGCCUUCUGUUGUGUCUUUUAAUCAAUUGCUGACAUCAAUUGCAAGAGCGAGGCAUCACUCAACUGUGAUCACAUUGGUAAAACAAAUGGACUUGUUAGAAAUUGCUCCUGGUCUUCAUACUCUCACUAUUUUGGUUAAUUGCUUCUGCCAUCUUAACCGUGUGGAUUUCGGGUUCUCUGUUUUUGCAAGAAUUUUGAAACUUGGUUUUCAACCUGACUGUGCGUUUAUAAACACUCUUGUCAAGGGGCUGUCUCCAGGGUAAAAUUGCUGAAGCGGUGAAUUUGGCUGAUGAAAUGGGGGAGAAGGGAUUUAAACCAGAUAGAUUUACCUAUGCGACCAUAAUUAACGCUUUGUGUAAGGUAGGUGAAACCGAUCUGGCCAUUAACUUGCUUAGGAAGAUGGAAGAUGCAAAUUUUGUACUUAAUGCAGCAUCGUAUAAUACAAUCAUUUGCAUUUUGUGCAA